This is a messenger RNA of Callorhinchus milii (elephant shark), 666 nucleotides long. RefSeq names its product mitochondrial ribosomal protein L32 (gene mrpl32). The transcript is spliced from 3 exons. Gene Ontology annotation, biological process: translation. Gene Ontology annotation, cellular component: mitochondrial large ribosomal subunit. NCBI's taxonomy places the organism in Eukaryota, Metazoa, Chordata, Chondrichthyes, Chimaeriformes, Callorhinchidae. Bases 16 to 552 code for a protein of 178 amino acids. Gene Ontology annotation, molecular function: structural constituent of ribosome. The record is from RefSeq and is a predicted model, not a curated record.
GAUUGGAUCGUCACAAUGGCGCCGCCGGUGCAGCCGCUGUUGCUGCCGCUGCUGUUGGGGCGGCUCGCGCGCUCCUGGGCCGCUUUGCUGCAGGCGCUGGGACAGCCGCCGGCUUUAGCUCCUGCAUUGGCAGUACAUGCUCCAGUCGCUCUGCCUCACAAUGAGUCUCACGAUGAUGGUGAGACUAACAGCCCCAGCUUUCUGGACAGCAUCUUCUGGAUGGCAGCACCUAAAAAGCGCCGUACUAUUGAAGUCAACCGAUGCAGGAGGAGAAACCCGAACAAACUGGAGAAAGUCAAGAACAAUAUAGAGGUCUGCCAAGAGUGCGGGCAUUUGAAAUUGAAACACGUUCUCUGUAGUUUCUGCUAUCAAAAAGUUCAGCGUGAGACAAGCCUUAUAAGAGCUCAGAUUCAAGCACAGGAAGGGAGACCACACAACGCACCCGCUGUAGAGACGGUGGUAUUGUACGAAGGAGAGAAAAUGACAGACACUGAGAACCAGAGGGUAAUUGAACGGAACAGAAAACGCCCAUUGUGGUUUACGCAGUACUGAUGCUGCGAACUCCCAAUCUGAUUAAUGAUUCUUCUUUUAAAAAUUGUUGGGGAACUGGGUAAAUUGUCUCAAUUUUUUUUGAAAAAAUCACUAAUAAAAGCAAUUCAAAUGAGA